UAUUUUGUAAGCUAUUUUUAGCAGCAAGAACUGUGCAACUUGAACUCGCAUAUAAAUUUUGUGUAGAGUGGUCUUGACGGAAGCCAUACAUUUUGGUUGCAAAAAGCGGGCAAUUUAUUCAGUUUGUGUUCUCGGCCUACCUCAGCAAUGGCAAGAGAUGCUGCAGGAUCAUUUCUAUGUGGUUUUGGUCGUGCGAGCUGUCAGAAAUUCUUCGCGAUCUGUUUGCUUUCGUUGUUGUUGAGUCAUGUGACUCUUGCACAGCCAUCCGCAAAGGUGAAUCCCUCCAUUGCAUCACAGAGGCCCCUAUGGAGAGCAGGGGAGGCAGAGGUGGUCAUCUACCGCAUUCCCUUGCUCAGUUACACCCCUGGAGGGCGCCUGCUGGCCGUCGCUGAGGCACGGAAGUACACUGGGGGAGACGCUGGGCCUAAAUUCAUGGUGAUUCGUCGAUCCUUGGACGACCUGGGUGAUGAGUGGGAGCCAAUGCAAGUCAUCGUGGAUGACGGCUACCUCACUUUUGACGGUCUCAACCUUGGCAAUAUCAUCGUUGAUGACGAGAAGGCCAUCAUCUUCAUCAUGUUUACGGUCUGCAACCAUCACGAUGGGUGCGACGUCACCAGCACCAAGCUCAUCAGGAGCCUUGAUGAUGGGGUGACGUGGUCUAAAGCCAUGAAUAUCUCCGAGCAGAUUGGAACUCAGGUUUUUGCGCCUGGCCCUGGGUCCGGCUUUCAGAAAAAGUAUGCCCCCAACAAAGGUCGGCUCGUCUCCUGCGGUCAUGGUAGCUUGUACACAGACGGCAUCUAUUGCCUGCUGAGUGAUGACCACGGCAUGACGUGGUUUUGGGGCGGAUCCGUCAUUGGAAUACCGUACGGGCAAGAGAAAGUGGAAGGGGACUUUGUACCAGACGAGUGUCAGGGUGUCGAGCUCCCCAACGGCACGAUCAUGAUCAACGCACGCAACCAGUACCGCUUCAAAUGCCCCUGUCGCAUAGUAGCCUGGAGCUUUGACGGCGGUGAGACGUUGCCCAUCCAAGACGUGUAUCAGGUGGAAGCGUUGAUAGAACCCGCCUGUGCAGCGGGCUUGCUGUACCACCGCAAUGUGCUGUUAUUCUCAAAUCCCAAAAGCACCACAGCAAGAGUGGCCCUCACGCUACAGUGGAGUUAUGACAACGGAACGACCUGGAAUGGCGAGUAUCAGAUCUGGGAUAAAGCCAGCGGGUACAGCACCAUGACAGCUCAUCCGGGAGCUUCACAGUACAUCUUCAUUCUCUUUGAGAAGGGCAUCACGUUGACAACCGAGUCUAUUGAGUUUGUACGCGUGAGCUUGUAUGAGGACGUUUAAUCGAGAUUCCAGUUGUUAACCAACGAAGUGAGAAUCAACGAAGACAAAUUCAUCGGACAAAGACUGUUCUAUUUUGUAUCCUUCAGGACCAUGUGAAGAUAAUCUAUGCAUUACAUUUUAAUGUAAGUUUUAAUAAGCCUUAUCUUGAGGGUAUGAGGGCCCAAUGAUUACGUUAUUUUGGGGGUAUAAAAAGAUGUGAAUUUGACAAGUUACUGCUACAGAUCAUAAAGUACCUUUUUGAUGACAUUGACUUUUUAGAUUUGAGUAAAGUUACUUAUAACUGCUUCAACAGAUGGGAGUUUUCUUGUGUUUGUAUGCCCAGAAAAUGGCAGCACCCUCAUCCAACAAAUGUGGUCUAUCAGCAGUUAACUGCUGUACAUAGUUUAAGGAUGAAAACAAAAUUAAAUUUGCAUUUACGGUAAGGCCCUAAAAAUUAUCCAGGGAGGUAGGUAGAAAAUAAUUUUUCUUUUGUAAAUCUUGUUUUAUGGUGGUCUGUCUGUCUUUUAUGCUUUGUUUUCAUUAGGGUAUCUUUAACAGUAUUCUGUGUAAAUAAAUCUGUUUAAGUUUAAUAGACCAAGAACACACAAAAGAGCUUGCAUAGAGAAGAUUUUUUUUAAAUUUUCAUGUCAUUAAAUUCUUUUAUCCAAAUGUGAUAAUAAAAAAGGUUAGAGGUCGGGUUACUGUAGGUAGGUCGGGUUACUAUAAACACACUUUUUUAUACCUAAAAAUUUCUACCAGUUUUAAGUAUGAUCCUGCGUCAAUCAUGUACCAUGCAUUUGUAUUUUUUAUAUUUUGCUUUGAUUAAUGGAUUCAUAUUUUGCAUGUAUUUGUAAUGAAGUGGUCCCUACUAUUUUUGUCUUGCCUUGAUUGUUGAAAAAGUAUUGUUUAUCACAAAAGACCUCUGACGGUGAUGCGAUUUCUUUUGGCAGGCUGCCUAACUGUUGAGGUGCAUUUAGUAUUUUUUGUAAACAUUUUCAUCAUAAUAGUCAUGAUCAGCAGGUUACAUAAUUGGAAGAGUGUUUCACACACACUACAGUUAGGUAUUUAAUGGUUAUUUGAUGUUUGUGAAUUUUUUUUUUUCAAUUGAUGCAACAAAAUUGCUCAAAAUCCUAAGUUGGGUGUGUAACAGCUAACCUGUUGUAGGUUUAGCACAGAGGCUGCUAUGCAUUUAGAGAAAUCAGAGUAAUUAUAUGCACAAUUUUUUGGGGUCUUGUAAAUGGAUUCCUUAGAGCUAAAACCACUUUCAAUUAUUGUUUUCUUUCGAACAAUUUGGUGCAAUUAGCAAUGUUCCUAUAUGUAAAUGCCUUUAAAGUGUCUUUUUUUUAUUAUGGCACAUUACGUAUAUACGUAAGCAGAAUACUGCAUACUUUGUCUGCACACAUAAGUAAGUCUAUGUCAUAAAUUUUUUUUUUAUUUGUCACAGGAUAUAUUUCCAGUGAAAUUGAAAAUUGACACACAUACUGACUUUCAAGAGUACUAAUAUUUUAGCUGGCAACAUUUUCAUCGUCAUUGGUUCAUGUAUCAUCUGUUCUCUGUUAAAAAAAUUCCAUGAAAUUGAAAGCUCCCUUGAUAAAAAAAAAUUAAACAAAAAUUGAUAUGCAUAAAUACUGCGAGCUGUAGGAGCAGGAUGUUCUAAAAUUCAAAAUGAGAAAUUGUUUAUUUGCUAAUUUCAUGGACUGACUUUUUGUGUGCAAUGUCUUAUUAGAAAGCCAAUUCAAUUGGAAAAUUCAUUUGUAAGAUGCCACACAUCCAAAUGACUCAUUUGGCUUGAUCGCAUCACAUAUAUAGAAUAUUUGAUCAAGUCCAAAUUAGAAUAAUCAAAUAAAUGAAUACUAAAUUAUGAUAAUGAGACAUUAGAUUGACGCUCAUGGCCAUAGCCAUAAAAUUAUAUUAUAAUAUGUAUAGCACUAGUGUGAUAAUGUACGGGGUUAAAUAUCUGUAUAUAAUUUGGAUGAUUAAAUGAACUACUGGUUAGAAACUGUGAUUGUUUGGAUGGGAAAGGACAUGUUUGGAUAUUUUUGUAUGUAACACUGAAAAAUAAAGAUUGACAUUCCAAA
This is a messenger RNA of Patiria miniata (bat star), 3395 nucleotides long. RefSeq names its product sialidase-1-like. Bases 148 to 1338 code for a protein of 396 amino acids. Gene Ontology annotation, biological process: ganglioside catabolic process; oligosaccharide catabolic process. Lineage: Eukaryota; Metazoa; Echinodermata; Asteroidea; Valvatida; Asterinidae. The record is from RefSeq and is a predicted model, not a curated record. Gene Ontology annotation, molecular function: exo-alpha-sialidase activity. The transcript has 6 exons. Gene Ontology annotation, cellular component: membrane; cytoplasm; lysosome.